Messenger RNA from Drosophila gunungcola (fruit fly), 364 nucleotides. RefSeq lists its product as uncharacterized. Bases 85 to 330 code for a protein of 81 amino acids. NCBI's taxonomy places the organism in Eukaryota, Metazoa, Arthropoda, Insecta, Diptera, Drosophilidae. The record is from RefSeq and is a predicted model, not a curated record. The transcript has 2 exons.
AUGCUAGAUGCGGAUGGUUUUGAGAUAUAAAAGGGAGGUCGGCUUCAGGCGCGAGGUUUAGUCUUUUUCGAGGUCUGCGAUAGAAUGAAGACCAUCGGCGUUUUACUUGUAGUGUUGAUCACCCUGCUGGCCAUGGCCCUAGGAGCUCCCGCCCCAUCGCCCGGCAAUGAUCCGUCCGUGUCCUUCCUGCGCUACUCGAACAACCAGGACUUGGAGAGCAUUCAGAGGGCCAUCAUCGCCCAGUACGAACAGGUCGGAGGCACCACGCAAGUGCAUGCGCCGCAGCUGGCCAGUAUCGUUAACCCACAGAGCCUCAGAAUCAACAUUUAGUGCUCUCCGAAAAUAAAUCGUUAAUUUUUGUGAA